AUGAAUAAGUCCUACGAUAAAGCAGUGAAAGACUACUCCAUUUAUGUAUACGGAAGGAUACACGAUUUAGUGGAAGAGCUAAACAGGUAUCAUCAAAAAUGUUACAUAAAUAAUGAGAAGAAUGUAGACCUUUGGAAGGAGUUCAAAUAUAAGAAGAGGAAAAGGUUCCGAUUCCUUUCGGUGCUGGACUACUAUGCUAACGUUAGAAACAAGAAAUGGGAAUUCGAUAUCAUUCCAAUUGUGUUUAAUGAGGAGUAUGAGAUUCUGCAUCUGGGCGUUUCGAUGCUUUUCAGUGACAAUUUUUCGGAGGAAUACAAAAGGGGUAGGUACAACUACAUAGAGCUCUUCAUUUGUAACUACGAAAAGGAGAGUGCGAAUCAGUGCCAAAGUGAGUGGACACCCUCGCUGCUUUCCAGAAAUGGACCGAACACAGGCGAUAUUAUGGACUGCCUGGUUAAGGUGGAGGACUUGAAGAGGAUAUACAGGGAGGAAGAGAGUCUCCGUAAAAUAAACGCAGAAAUGGUUAGGCCGAGCAACAGCAGUGAAAGUAAUGAUGAAGAGGAUGAUGCGGAAAGACGUAUGGUCACCGCCACCAUGCAUGAUGGUUGCUACCACUUGGAGAGAAAGGCCGGGAAGAAGCAGACGGGUUUCUCCUUAGGGGAGGACUUUUCCAGCCAAGAUGAGCAGUUCCCACUUUACAGCGUUAGAAAUGACCCCCUUGAGGAGGAGCCAAAAAUCAAUUUGAGUAGCGUCGGCGAGGAGGUAGAUGCGCACUUGCUACUUGCGCGAAAUGUAAACGUCAUUCAAGACAAUGAUAUGUCCACGCUGAGGAGCAACCUCAGCUGCGAUAGUGGUAGCAGUGUGAGAAACAGGUUCAUCGGUAGCAGUGAAAAGGAGGGGUUACUCCCUCCGGGGUAUUAUUAUAAGAAGGAUGAGGAGAGUAACUGGAAGGGCGGAAGUAGCAACAGGGAGGAUUCUUCUACCGAUGGGGGGGCAGCGAUGAACGGGAGGGCAGGAAAGGAGCGUGAGGGAGCUUACCCCUUUUCGCAUCUCGGAAGCGGUGUUGACCUACACAGUAGGGAGAUGGAGCACACAAAUGAUGCCGACCAAGCAGCCAUUCACAAAGUGGCGUACUACAAAAAUGUGAAAAGGAUAAACGAAUUGGAAGAGAAGACGUACAUCUCGUCGGAAGGGGGGCCCACAAAGAGGGUGAUAAACUAUGAGUACCUCUACAGGAGGAGCGAGAGCGAAACGAUGUACUUGGAUGCCCUGCGGGGGAGGAAGAAUCCGUGCGACGAGGGCGACUCCGCACAGGGGGACGCCAACGAGUUGGGCGCGCCGGAGGAGAGGCCCUUCGCCAGCACCUGCAGCGUGGGGAACGGCUACUCGAGGAGCGUGCAUGCGGCCGUGGAGCGGAGUGAGAUAGUGCUGGAGGGAAGCCGCAACGGAGGGGAUAGCAGCGGUGGAGGGGGUGACGGAGGGGGUACCCGCAUUGGACAGACCAGUCGCUGCGAAGAGGCCAACCGCACUGGACAGACCAAUCGCUGCGACUUCACACGAUUCACGAAGCACGAGCAGAUAACGCGCGUUAACCACAAUGAGACAAUCCAGAGCAGUGACCAGGUGCACAUCGUCGAGAGGGAGGAGUACCGCAGGGACACGUACACCACGACGGAGAGCAGGAGCAGCCACAAUAUACUGGCCGACUGCAACUCACAGGAAGGUAAAGGUAGCGAAGCUGAAAAAAGGAACGAGUUUAAGCUGGGCUUCUUCAGCUCCAAAGGAAACAGAACGUACAAUGAAGACAGAGUAAUCACCAUUAGGGAUGUGAAUGAGUUUGUGCAGAGGGAGUAUAAGGAGGUGGUCGAGGAGGGGGGGAAUCUGCCGAGCGAGUCCCUCGAGAGGGAGUACUACGACAUGCUGCAGAAGACGCGGGGGGUGGACAGGUCGUUCGGGUGUCCCUCUGUCGAGUCCGAAGGGGGGGUAGCGGCGUCUGGGACCUCCGCGGCCGGGACCUCCGUUGCCGGGUCGACCCCCCCGCCCUACAUGUACUGCGCCAUCUACGACGGGCACAACGGAGAGAAGGCGGUCAACAUCAUCCAGAAGCUGCUGCACCUGCAUGUGCACACGUACUACAUAAAUGGAAACGGAAUGUGUAACUCGCUGAAAUACGCCUUUCACAAAAUGGACGAGCACCUAUGCAGGAAGGCAAUAAAUAAUGAAGAGGAAAACCACUCGAAUUUUUCCAGCGGCAGCACCGCCUGCGUCAGCGUCAUCUUCACCCACAUGAUGUAUAUAGCCAACAUAGGGGAUAGCAGGUGUGUCUUAAGUAAAAACGGAAGGGCAGUUGUUGUGACGGUAGAUCACAGGGCCAGUGGAAAUAAAAAGGAAGAGGAGAGGAUUAUAACUUCUGGAGGGAUGCUAGAUGAGGAAGGGUACUUGGGUGGCUGCUUAGGAGUGUGUAGAGGCUUUGGCUCUUUUGAUAAGAAGACUAGGGAAAAAUUAAAAGGUCUUGUUUGCGAACCGGACCUCUUUCAAAUAAAGCUAACGGAUGAUGAUGAGUUUUUAAUAAUCUGUUGCGACGGUAUUUUUGAUGUGAUGACAUCUCAGGAGGCGGUGAACACCGUGAGGGCGUCCCUGGUGGAGAGCUCUGACCCUACUGUGGCGGCGGAGGCCCUGUGCCAGCUGGCCUACAAGAGGAAGGCCCUCGACAACCUCUCCGUCGUCGUCGUGAUUUUUCAGAACCCCGAGAUGAAGAAGAGCGCGCAGUCCGCGGAGGGCGCCAGCUUGUACGCCGGCCAGGCGGGCCGCGUCCGCAGGAGAAUAAGGUUCUCCUCCCUGAAGAAUUUGAUAGGCCCCUGA
Messenger RNA from Plasmodium vivax (malaria parasite P. vivax), 2862 nucleotides. RefSeq names its product protein phosphatase 2C, putative. Gene Ontology annotation, molecular function: protein serine/threonine phosphatase activity. The transcript has 2 exons. The coding region runs from base 1 to 2862 and encodes 953 amino acids. NCBI's taxonomy places the organism in Eukaryota, Apicomplexa, Aconoidasida, Haemosporida, Plasmodiidae. The record is from RefSeq and is a predicted model, not a curated record. Gene Ontology annotation, biological process: protein dephosphorylation.